Epinephelus moara (kelp grouper) is the source of this 3167-nucleotide messenger RNA. RefSeq names its product actinin, alpha 4 (gene actn4). Gene Ontology annotation, molecular function: actin filament binding; calcium ion binding. The transcript is spliced from 23 exons. The coding region runs from base 262 to 3027 and encodes 921 amino acids. Gene Ontology annotation, cellular component: Z disc; cortical actin cytoskeleton; cell projection. The record is from RefSeq and is a predicted model, not a curated record. NCBI's taxonomy places the organism in Eukaryota, Metazoa, Chordata, Actinopteri, Perciformes, Serranidae. Gene Ontology annotation, biological process: actin cytoskeleton organization; muscle cell development.
AGCCUCUCAGUUCAGAGGGAAAGCUUUUCUUCUCACAGCAGCAGCGGGGAUUUUCUGCCUGCACACGCUGGAUAUUCAUCCCAUUAAAAAACACACUCACGACUGAAAGCUGCGAGAGAAGGACACUUUCCUGGGUUGUGUAUCCCUCCCCGUCCCACCUCUCUGAUUUGGGCCGUCGUUGCUUUUCUUCCAUUUUUGUUUUUUUUUAUUUUUUUUCCCUCCUGACUGUCUCUGUGGCGCACUCAGGUUUCUUUUGCUGACAUGGUAGAUUAUCACGCUGCCAAUAAUCAACCCUCGGCCGGAGGGGUCCAGACCUACAUGGAGCAAGAGAAUGACUGGGACCGGGACCUGCUGCUGGACCCGGCCUGGGAGAAACAGCAGAGGAAGACAUUCACGGCAUGGUGUAACUCCCACCUGCGGAAGGCUGGCACGCAGAUCGAAAACAUCGAGGAGGACUUCAGGGAUGGGCUCAAGCUCAUGCUGCUGCUGGAGGUCAUCUCAGGCGAACGGUUACCCAAACCUGAGCGAGGCAAGAUGAGGGUCCACAAGAUCAACAACGUGAACAAAGCGCUGGACUUCAUCGCCAGCAAAGGAGUCAAACUGGUCUCCAUUGGAGCAGAGGAAAUCGUGGAUGGAAAUGCUAAGAUGACCCUGGGAAUGAUCUGGACCAUCAUCCUCCGCUUCGCCAUCCAGGACAUCUCUGUAGAAGAGACCUCUGCGAAGGAGGGUCUUCUGCUGUGGUGCCAGAGGAAGACCGCUCCCUACAAGAAUGUCAACGUGCAGAACUUCCACAUUAGCUGGAAGGACGGUCUCGCCUUCAACGCUCUGAUCCACAGACACAGACCUGAUCUCAUCGAUUACGACAGCCUCAGAAAGGAUGACCCGGUGACAAACCUGAACAACGCCUUUGAGGUGGCUGAGAAGCACCUGGAUAUCCCCAAGAUGUUGGACGCAGAAGACAUUGUGAACACUGCUCGUCCAGAUGAGAAAGCCAUUAUGACUUAUGUGUCCAGUUUCUACCAUGCCUUCUCUGGAGCACAGAAGGCUGAGACAGCUGCAAAUCGUAUCUGCAAAGUGCUGGCUGUCAACCAGGAGAAUGAGCAGAUGAUGGAGGACUACGAAAAACUGGCCAGCGAUCUGCUGGAGUGGAUCCGUCGAACCAUCCCCUGGCUGGAGAACCGAACCCAGGAAAAGACCGUGAAUGACAUGCAGGCGAAACAGGAGGACUUCAGAGACUACCGCUGUGUCCACAAACCGCCCAAGGUCCAAGAGAAAUGCCAGCUGGAGAUCAGCUUCAACACUCUGCAGACUAAACUGAGACUCAGCAACAGACCCGCCUUCAUGCCAUCAGAAGGACGCAUGGUGUCUGAUAUCAAUGGAGCGUGGCACACUCUGGAAGGAGCAGAAAAAGGCUACGAGGAGUGGAUUCUCAGUGAGAUCAGACGUCUGGAGAGACUGGAACAUUUGGCCGAGAAGUUCCACCAGAAGGCUGCCAUCCAUGAAUCCUGGACAGAUGGUAAGGAGGCCAUGCUGACCCAGAAAGACUAUGAGACCUCCACCCUGUCAGAAGUGAAGGCGUUGCUACGGAAACACGAGGCCUUUGAGAGCGACCUGGCAGCCCAUCAGGACAGAGUGGAGCAGAUCGCCGCCAUCGCACAGGAACUCAACGAACUGGAUUACUACGACUCAGCCAGUGUCAACGCUCGCUGUCAGAAGAUCUGUGAUCAGUGGGACGUCCUGGGAGCCCUCACCCAGAGCCGCAAAGAGUCACUGGAGAGGACAGAGAAGCAGCUGGAGUCAAUAGACGAGCUUUACCUGGAGUACGCCAAGAGAGCGGCGCCCUUCAACAACUGGAUGGAGGGAGCGAUGGAGGACCUGCAGGACAUGUUCAUCGUCCACAAUAUUGAGGAGAUCCAGGGUCUCAUCACAGCCCAUGAGCAGUUCAAGUCCACCCUGGCAGAGGCCAACAAAGAGCGAGAGGCCAUCCAGUCCAUCCAGGCCGAGGUGCAGAAGAUCGCCCAUAGCAACGGCAUCAAGCUGAGUGGAGGAAACCCCUACACCACCAUCACACCUGAGAGCAUCGACAGCAAAUGGGAGAAGGCGAUGGACAUGGUGCCGCAGCGUGAUAACGCCCUGCAGGAUGAGCUCAACAAGCAGAAUUCCAACGACACUCUGAGAGCCAAGUUCGCUACUCAGGCCAACACAGUCGGCGCCUAUAUACAGGCCAAAAUGGAGGAAAUUGGCAGGAUAUCCAUUGAAAUGAACGGCACUCUGGAGGACCAGCUCACCAGCCUGAAGGAGUACCAGCAGAACAUCAUGUCUUACAUGCCUGAGAUUAAUACACUGGAGGGAUACCAUCAGCUCAUCCAGGAGGCCCUCAUCUUUGACAACCAAUAUACUUCCUACACAAUGGAGCACCUCCGUGUGGGUUGGGAGCAGCUGCUCACCACCAUCGCCAGAACCAUCAACGAGGUUGAGAACCAGAUCCUGACACGUGACGCCAAAGGCAUCAGCCAAGAGCAGCUUUAUGAGUACCGCGCCUCCUUCAACCACUUUGACAAGGACCACAGCGGGGCCCUGCAGGCCGAGGAGUUCAAGGCCUGUUUGAUCAGUCUGGGCUACGAUGUGGAGAACGACAAGCAGAAGCGGUCAGGACAGAUGGUCUCAGAUGAUUUCCGGGCUCUACUCAUUUCAACAGGAAACAGCCUGGGCGACAGUGAGUUCGCUCGCAUCAUGGGCAUAGUGGACCCCAACGGCAGCGGUGCCGUCACCUUCCAGGCCUUCAUUGACUUCAUGUCCAGGGAAACGACCGACACAGACACCGCAGACCAGGUCAUCGCCUCCUUCAAGAUCCUGGCCGCUGAUAAGAAUUUCAUCACGGCCGAAGAGCUGAGGAGGGAGCUCCCCCCUGACCAGGCGGAGUACUGCAUCGCCCGCAUGGCACCCUACACGGGACCAGACGCCGCCCCCGGAGCUCUCGACUACAUGUCCUUCUCCACCGCUCUGUACGGAGAGAGCGACCUGUAGAGGAGGCAAGAGGAAGAGGAGGGCUGGACAAACAAGGGAGGGAAGGAGGGAGGGAGAGAAGGAAGAGAGGAGGGAGGUAGAGAGUUACUCUGUGCGUAGGGAAGACGCCAGGAAUCAAGCGUUUGGAAGAAUUUGAGUGG